This is a messenger RNA of Brassica napus (rape), 1963 nucleotides long. Its product is annotated as transcription repressor KAN1. Lineage: Eukaryota; Viridiplantae; Streptophyta; Magnoliopsida; Brassicales; Brassicaceae. The record is from RefSeq and is a predicted model, not a curated record. The coding region runs from base 423 to 1580 and encodes 385 amino acids. The transcript is spliced from 6 exons. Gene Ontology annotation, cellular component: nucleus. Gene Ontology annotation, biological process: abaxial cell fate specification; regulation of DNA-templated transcription. Gene Ontology annotation, molecular function: transcription cis-regulatory region binding.
CAUGUACAUACGCACACACUAUCUCUCUUUCUUACUUAUUUUAUUUUUCCUGAAUUGAGUUUUAUUCCUUUUUCUUCUCUUCUGCGUUUGAUUCACAACACACAUACCUAUCUCUCUCUCUCUCUUCUCCUUCUUUUUCUAUCUCUCUCUGCGUCUUACUUUGAGCAUGUUUGUUUCUUCAAGAAGAUUAUUAUUACUCAACUUUUCUCUCUUCUCUUCCUUCUUAAUCCUCUUCAAAGCUCUUCUUUAACUUCAUCUCCCCUCGCUUUCUCAUUUCCUUUUGAGAUAUAGAGAAAAAAUCCAAAUCUUUCAGACACCCUUUUGACUUAUUUGCUCAAAGAAUCUCUUUUAUUUUUCCCUUAGAAAAAUAAUUUUAAAUUCAGAAGGAAUAGCAAGAGAGGUUCUUAAAAGGUUGCUUAAUCAUGUCCAUGGAAGGAGUUUUUCUAGAGAAACCAACAUCAAACACAACUACAACUCUCCCUGAUCUAUCUCUCAACAUAAGUCUCCCAGAUACUCAUCACAACGAGUCUUCCAAAGAACUUUCAAGAAGAUCAUCCCAAACCGACAACAACAGAUCAUCAAACUUUGAACUCUCCUUAUCUCAUCAUAACAACCCUAGUUCGAAUCCAAGCACAAGAAUCAUCCAUUGUCCUGAUAGAAGGAACCUCUAUAACAACCACAUCCUUAAUGGUGGAAGUCUUCAUCAAAGGGUUGAUGAAUCCGAGAUUAAUAAUAUCCACCGUCCGAUUAGAGGCAUCCCGGUCUAUCACAACCGUUCAUUCCCUUUUCACCAACAAGCCUCUCCUUCUUCUUUGCCUUCUCUUGGAGGAGACUUCUCAAUCUUAAACUCAUCUUCCGGCUAUAACAACGCCUACCGAUCGUUCCAAUCUUCCCCUAGGCUAAAAGGUGUUCCUAUGCAUCAUCAUAAUCACUAUGGAGUCGUUGGAUCUUCAGAUUCUUCUUAUCCUCAUCAUCAUAAUCAUCACCAUCAUGGGAUGGUCAGAUCAAGAUUCUUGCCUAAGAUGCCGACAAAGCGGAGCAUGAGAGCUCCGAGGAUGCGUUGGACGAGUAGCCUCCACGCACGGUUUGUUCACGCCGUUGAGCUUCUAGGCGGACAUGAAAGAGCAACUCCAAAGUCAGUUCUUGAGCUCAUGGAUGUAAAAGACUUAACUUUAGCUCAUGUGAAGAGCCAUUUGCAGAUGUAUCGAACUGUUAAGACCACUAACAAGCCUGCUGCUUCAUCAGAUGGGUCAGGAGAAGAAGAAAUGGGCAUAAAUGGGAAUGAAAGGGCACAAUCUGACGAUACUUCUCCUCAUCGAGAAAUUGACUUCCCUUCCACUACACAACCUCGUUGGAGUAACUCUUCGGGAGAGACAUGGCCGUUAAGUAACAACUGCGCAAGCGACAUAGAUACGGUGAUCAGAACUUCAUCAACAUCAGUGAUCUCUCACCAUCAAAGAUCCUCCCUUCAAAAUCAGGACCAAAGGUCAAACGAUCAAGGAAAGAAAUGUGGAGAUCUUAGUUGUAACAAUCCAAGUUUGGAGUUCACAUUAGGAAGACCCGAUUGGCACGAGAAAUGACUCUUGAUAUAUAAAUAUUUACUCGGAACAUGUACGCAGACUGCAGUUAUACCGUUGUGACGAUGAAUUUGUCAGCGGAAUAGUUGAAGAACACAUAGAGAGAGCCAAGACGCUCAAGAGUGUUGAUUUUUGGAGAAAGACAUACUUUUGUAGGCUUUUCUUCUCAAGUUCCAUUGAUGAUUUGAUUAUAAAGUGGAUGAUCAAUGUAUGAGUUUGUUUUUUUUUUUUCUUUUUUUGGUUUUCUGGGGUUUAUUGAUUUCCCGAGGCUGAUGUGGUGUGAUCAUAAGUUAUAUAAUUGGCGUGAUCGUAAGUUACACACAAAGUUUGGAUGAUUUUUUCUUGGAAUGAAAGCCUCUUCGUGUUUUAGAGGGUUUCUAAGUUCU